AUGAGAAGAGAAUUCAAUUAACAAAUUUCUCUUGAACAAUAAGAUUAUAAAUAACUAAAUAUACUCAAAAAUGGAAAUGAAUCGGAAGUAAUUAUCUCUGAUAUGAUCUCUUCAUUUUCUAACAGUGUCAAAUAGUAGGUAAGUAAUAAGAAAAACGUGGUUUUUAUAAUCGGAAAUACUGGGUCUGGCAAAACAACAUUAGCUGCUUUUUUAUCAGGUAUAGAUCUAAUUGUAGAAAAAAAUAAGUUUAAUUAAAGAAUCAUAAACUAUGAAUCAAAAUAUUUAGAAUUUAAAAAUAAAGUUGGUGAAAAUGUUCUUGAAUCAGAAACUUCUUUUCCUAAUGUCUUUGAGAGCUCUUCUUGCGUUUAUAUUGAUUGCCCAGGAUUUUAAGACACUAAAUUAACUAAAGCUGAUAUUAUAAACUCGUUUUUUAUUCAUUAUUUUUAAUAGAAUGCUAUGUAGGUAAAAAUAAUUUUAUUAAUAGAUGGUUCAUUACUAGAUUGCAAAGGAUUGAGUAAUCAGAGAUGUUAACCAUAUAAACAAUAAAUUCAAUAUUUAAUUUCUAUGACAAAAGACACAUGUUUUGAUAUUUCAAGAAAUUUACUUAUUGUAAUAUCUAAAACUACUUAGGAUAAUAUAACAUUUUAUUAAGAUAAACUUAGAAAAGUAUUUAAAGCAUUAUCUGUAACCUAUUCAUUUAUUUAAGAAUUAGAUGAAACAAAAUACUUUAACAUAUCUUACUAAUAGUUUUUUAGAAGUCUUUUAUAGACAAAAAUAAUAACAUUUCCUUCUCCCCCUGAAGAUUAUUAAAACUAUUAAAUUUACAUAACUGCAAGACAAACUAUUGAAUAAUCUCUUAAUAACAUGACGUAUUACUAUGAUAAUGAUUUGAAAGUUCCAUUAUCAAUUAAUUGUUAUCAAUAUUUAUUAAAACUGGAAUCAGAAAUCUAAAUUGUUAUAAAAAACAAAUUAAAAAAUGCUCUUAAUAUAUUAAGAAACUAAAUUCAACAAAAUGAAUCAUUAAUAUAUAAAUAUAUAAUGUUAAUGACCUAAAUAGUCUCAGGUUUAGAUUAUCCUUUUUAUUCAACUGACAAAUAGUAAUUACUUAGUCUUCUUAACUUUGAAUUAAUCGCUCCAAUAGAAAAUGAAUUCUCAAUUUUCUAAAAAAAAGACAUUGAAAAAGAAUUAAGCUACAUUGAAUUUUUAUCCAAAUUCGCUUACAAUCUUUUCUUCAACAAGAUUAGCUAUGAAUUAUAAUUUGAUACUGUGUUCAAAAAAGUAGUCUUAAUUGUUUUGAAAGAAGAAAUAGCAGAAUCAAAUAAAUAAUAAGAGGUUUUAUUAAACUAAAUGAUGUUUAAUAAUACAUAAUAAUGUUUAGAAAAAUCUAACUAAGAACUCCGCCAAAAACAAUAAUAGCUAAAUGAAUACCUAGAAGAUGAAAUAAAUUAUGAUGAAUUAAUUUAAAUUAUAAAAAAUGAAAACUAAGUUAAAAGAAAUAACUUAAAUAAUAAAUAUUGA
Tetrahymena thermophila SB210 is the source of this 1518-nucleotide messenger RNA. Its product is annotated as 50S ribosome-binding GTPase. The record is from RefSeq and is a predicted model, not a curated record. Lineage: Eukaryota; Ciliophora; Oligohymenophorea; Hymenostomatida; Tetrahymenidae. The transcript has a single exon.